Messenger RNA from Schistocerca gregaria, 1248 nucleotides. RefSeq lists its product as uncharacterized. NCBI's taxonomy places the organism in Eukaryota, Metazoa, Arthropoda, Insecta, Orthoptera, Acrididae. The transcript has a single exon. The coding region runs from base 1 to 1248 and encodes 415 amino acids. The record is from RefSeq and is a predicted model, not a curated record.
AUGAAGGCUGAAGGAACUGUGGCACGCAGUGACCAAUGUGGAGCUGAUGAUGCAGGAGGGGAAAGCCAUGCUGCAAGUAGCAUCUGCGGUGGAGCUUAUUUCGUGGCAGGAGAUCUCCGUGACGGAGGUGGAGAUGCGAAGGGUGAUGACAACAACGAAGAUUAUGACACAGCAGUUGCCAGCUGCAAUAGUGUUCAAGAUGCUGUACAGGGCGCUCGUGUUGAAGAUGGUGAGUUAAACUGCAAUGACCACAAUGCGUGUGGUGAUACUGCACGUGAUGGAGAUAAAAGUACAGCAGACAUCAGCCUCAGUAGAGGGCACGAUUGUGAAGGCUAUGAAUGUUAUCAAAGUGAUGAUGUUGCAGGUGACAGCUGUGAUGGAGACAAAGGUGCGGUAAGUGUCAGGUACAGUGGUUCGUAUGAUGCGGAAGCCAAUGAUACAGCAGGUGAGAGGUGUGUUGGAGACAGUGAUGCAGCAAGUGUCAAGUUUAGUGGAGAUCAUGAUUUUGAAGGCAAUGAAUCUUAUGAAAGUGGUGAUGCUGAAGGAGACACCUGUCGUGGAGACAAUGAUGCAGAAAGUGUCAGCUGCAAUGGAGUACAUGACUUGGAAGGAAGUGGCUGUUAUGAAAGUGCUGUUGCUGCAGUUGAAAGCUGUGAUGGAGACUAUAAUGCAUCAGAUGUUAACCUCAAUGGAGGGCACGAUUUUGAAGUUAAUCGUUGUUGUGUGCGUGGUAAUUCUGAAGGUGACAGCUGUGAUGGUUACAAUGAUGCAGCAGGUUCCAGACUAAAUGGAGGGCUUGAUUUGGAAGUCAAUGGCUGUUACAAAAGUGGUGAUCUUGCAGGUGAUAGCUGUGAUGGAGACAACGAUGCAUCAGGUGCCAGCCCCAUUAGAGAGCAUGAUCUGAAAGCCAAUGGCUCUUAUGAAAGUGGUGAUGCUGUGGAUGGGAGCUACAAUGGAGAUGAUGCAGCAGAUGUCACCUGUAAUGGAUGGCAUGAUCUGGAAGUCACUGGUGGUGAUGAAAGUGGUGAUGCAGCAGGAGGUAGCUUUGAUGCAGCUGAUGAUGCAGUAGGUGAUGGCCAUACUACAGAAGUUGAUGUUGCACUCUCUUACACCACCACAGAGGUGCUGGCUGAAGACAAAGCUUUUCUCUCAGAGGGGCAGGUAAACAGUUUUGCAGGCCCUCCACCUUUUGCGACAGCUUUUUUGUUAACUGGAGCUCCAGCUAAACGUGCAUUUACAAAUAGGUGA